Molecule: messenger RNA, 1887 nt
Organism: Diaporthe citri
Lineage: Eukaryota; Fungi; Ascomycota; Sordariomycetes; Diaporthales; Diaporthaceae
Exons: 3
Coding region: 1-1887 (628 amino acids)
Molecular function (GO): oxidoreductase activity
Source: RefSeq, a predicted model, not a curated record
AUGACACUACACCUCCAACGGCCGUCCUGGCACGCAGGCGAGCUCGCAGUGCACAAGCUGGUCCACGUGCCGACCCCCGAGAACCCAACAGCCGCGGGCUUCCCCGCAAGAUACGGCUACCGCGUCCAGCAGUCGCCGCUCGUGGCACUGGGCGCCCUGGACGACGAUGGCAAGCCGUGGACCACCGUCUGGGGCGGGAUGCCCGGGUUCGCGAGGCCCAUAGGGCAUGACCUGCUCAUGGCCGGGAGCCUGGUGGACGCGGAGCACGACCCGGUGAUCUCGGCCUUGUUCGGCAGCGGCGCAGGGAAGGGGGAUGGAGGGCCCAGCAGCAGGUACCAGAUGGACCAGGCCGACUUCGCGUCCGGCGGCGGGAAGGUCGUGUCCGGGCUGAGCAUCGACCUCGCCACGCGGGACCGGGUCAAGGUCGCCGGGAGGCUGGUCGAGGGCGGCGUAGUCAUUGAGCCGGGCCCGCUCGGCGGCGACGAGAAUGGGGUCGCCAGGGCCGAGAUGGUGGUCCUCGUCGAGGAGGGCCUGGGGAACUGCCCAAAAUACAUCAACAAGCGGGACAUCCGCGCCGCCGUGCCUGAGCCGCGGCUGGUAUCUGACAGCCUCCCGCUCCCGGCAGAGGCCGUCGAGCUGCUGGGCAAGGCGGACCUGUUCUUCCUGACGACGGCCUCAGCUGACAGUCGGACGAUGGACACGAACAACCGUGGUGGACCGCCGGGCUUCGUGCGCGUCAUGCACAACAGCCCCGGAGACGGUGUCGACCUCGUCUACCCGGAGUACUCGGGCAACCGCUUAUACCAGAGCCUUGGGAACAUGCACGUCCGGCCCCUGGUAGGCAUCUGCGUCCCUGACUUCGACUCGGGCGACGUACUCUACCUCACGGGCGAGACGGAGAUUCUCGUGGGACCCGACGCGGGGAGGAUCCUCCCGCACACCAAGCUCGCCGUCAAGAUCCAUGUCACCGCAGCCAACAUGCCAGACUACAGCCCCUACAACCCGCCCGUCCGGCGCCUCGCCGCCGAGCAGGAGGCGGGGCUCGCCCUCCCCGGGGACGCCAACACGAAACCGCCCGCGACGGCCACCCUCGUGAGCAGGGACAUCAUCACGCCGACGGUCGCCCGGUUCACGUUCAGGCUCGAGACGUCGAGAAAACUCAACAAGUGGAAGCCCGGGCAGCACGCCACGCUCGACUUCGCGCCCGAGCUGGACAUCGGCUGGUCCCACAUGCGCGAGGACGACCCGGCCAGCCUGAACGACGACUUCGUCCGCACCUUCACCGUCUCCAACGCCGCGCCUGGCAGGAUUGACAGUGACGACGACACGAUAAGCGACGGCACAGAGCUCCAGAUCACGGCCAGGAGGCACGGCCCCGCGACCGGCCUGCUGUGGAGGCAGAACCCCCGCGUGCCCCUGGAGCUUCCCGUGCUGGGCUUCGGCGGGUCGGAGGAGUUCCGCGCGCCCCUGGGCGGCGGCGGGGAGACGAAGAAGAAGGCGGCCGUGUUCGUCGCGGGCGGCGCCCCCGGGCUGCUCGCCUCCUUCCCAUCGGGGGAGCCCAACUUCUCCCUGCUGUGGAGCCUCCGCGCGGCCGACCUGCCGCUGGCGCUCGACUCGUUCGCGCGGUGCGAGGGCCUCGCGGCGCGAACCCGCGUCUUCGUCAGCGGUGAGGCUUCCACGGCGGCCGAGGAUAUCUCCAAGCUCGAGGGUCUCGGGGCUGUGGUUACAGUGGGCAGGCUGACGCGGGAUGAUGUGCUUCGGCGUGAUGGGGCACAGGAAGGAGAGCGGGGGAGGAAGUUCUAUUGCUGCGCGGGACCUGGAUUGAUCAAGGCGGUUCUGGGAUGGUUGGAGGGUGAGGAGGUGGUCUACGAGAGCUUCGAGUAUUAA